Molecule: messenger RNA, 4335 nt
Organism: Trichoderma virens Gv29-8
Lineage: Eukaryota; Fungi; Ascomycota; Sordariomycetes; Hypocreales; Hypocreaceae
Gene: TVC13
Product: glycoside hydrolase family 18 protein
Exons: 5
Coding region: 1-4335 (1444 amino acids)
Biological process (GO): carbohydrate metabolic process
Molecular function (GO): chitin binding; hydrolase activity, hydrolyzing O-glycosyl compounds
Source: RefSeq, a predicted model, not a curated record
AUGCCUUGGAUAAGUCUCUGGACUAUUACGUGGCUGCUUGCGUGGACUAUCACAGCAGUAGCAGCAAGCACGCCAGAGCAUGUUUCGUCGGAUGACUACGAUGCAACAGCUUUUCAAUCCCAGUUCAAUCGCUGCCCAGUCCCUUGUUUAGACGAAUCACCUGAAGAUUGGAGUGUUUAUUCUUCAUUUGAAAGACUUUCACAAUGUGACCGCCCCAUGCUUUUCGAUCUAGCAAUCCAUACGCCAAUCAACGACAAGAAAAAGUCCGUUCUAAUUCGUGCUUGUACGACUUCCACGUCAAACAAAAAGUCUCACCAUAAAUCAGACGCUGCGAAAAGAGAAUUGGAUGCCUGCCGCGACUCUUUUGUUCAAACCAAGGUCCAACUACAUGUUUCGCGGGAUGUUGACAAACCCACUACUAAACCCAGAGAAGGUUUGAUCAUUCUGUUCAACAAGAUGAAGGAUUAUGCACAAUCUAUCGUUGCCACUACCGGCUGUAGCAAAGAGAGCGAUGUUAUGCUUGGCUACUUUGACGGUUCAGUUGUGGGCAUUUACGCCGGAAGAUCAUUGGCUUCAGCUACUGUCCCACCCAUGAUUGACCAUUUGUUUGAUCAGUACAAAUAUCCCGGCUAUGCUACAUCUAGUAUGCUAACACAGAUAUGUGGCCAUGAAAGUGACAUGGAUCAUACAGCCGGUGUGGCAGUGUCAUUAGAGGCUGAUAUUGACUACGUUCAAUCUGCGUUAUUAUCUUGGAAUCAGGGAGAGUGUGCCAGCAAGCCUAACAUAGCAGACGACGGAUCUACCUACCGAGAUCUCACCAUUCACCAAGUGCCUCUACCAGCCGCUUUAAACUCUGUGGCCCAGGGUGUUGAGAAUGUGAACUCUGGAUCCAAAGAUCUGGGUAGAGUCACAAACAUGGCCGAGCAUCUCGAUGCACAGGUAAAUGGGAAAUAUUGCACCAUGCAUAAGAUCGCUGUUGGUGAUACGUGCGCUUCGAUAGCAAAAACAUGCAAGAUUUCGGUCGCCAAUUUUCUCAAGUAUAACGAUGUCAAAGGGGAUGGAAACGACUUUUGCAGGAAACUUCAAGCAGAGAAGAAUAUAUGUUGUUCAUCCGGCUCAAGCAAACCACUCCCUGAAGACAACGGAGGCUGCUAUACUUACACUAUAAAGGCAAAUGACGAGUGUUCGACCAUCGGUGCCCCUUGGAAUCUUACACCAAAAGAUAUUGAAGGCUUCAACAACAAGAUAACUUGGGGAUGGAGGGGCUGCCCGAACUUGACUGUGGGUCUCAAGGUUUGUCUGAGCAAAGGCUCGCCGCCGAUGCCAGCUCCCAUCAGCAACGCCGUCUGCGGCCCUCAAAAACCCGGUACCGUCAACCCAGGGCAAGUCAAAGAUGCUUCCACUCUGGCUAAGCUCAAUCCAUGCCCUCUUAACUCUUGUUGUAAUAUUUGGGGUCAAUGUGGAAUUGAUUCCCUCUUUUGCACAAAAGCAGACGGACCAACGGGAAACCCUGGAACUGCACCUCCCCGUGCCAAUGGAUGCAUCUCAAAUUGUGGCACCGACAUUGUGAACAAUGAUAAACCUCCCUCUAACGGAUUCAAACGCGUCGGCUAUUACGAGGCAUUCAACUGGGAGCGCUCUUGCUCGCACAUGAGAUCAGAGAUGUCAAACACGCAAAAAUACACUCAUAUGCAUUGGGCGUUUGGAGACGUCAAAAGCGAUAUGUCGGUAUCCAUUAAUGAUACAUACGGCCAGUGGUAUGGGUUUAUGGGAUUGAAAGAUGUCAAAAAGAUUGUUUCAUUUGGCGGCUGGGGAAUUUCUACGGGAGUUGAGUCAUAUGAAGUACUCCGAAAAGCUAUGUCUCCCGAGAGCCGAGAUCGCUUCAUAUCAAAUGUUGUUUCUUUUGCAAAAGAAGCCAACGUCGAUGGCAUUGACUUCGAUUGGGAGUACCCCGGCGCACCUGAUAUCCCUGGUAUUCCAAAAGGUCUACCAAGUGAUGGUCCCAACUAUCUUAACACACUUCGUGCCUUGCGGAAAGCGUUGCCGGCCAGGUACUCUCUUUCUAUUGCGGUUCCUGCGUCAUAUUGGUAUUUGCGCCAAUGGGAUGUUGGAAAUGGAUGGGCCAUGUCCGGGUGCCCAAGCGGAAAUUGUUUGAGAAGCCAUAUUAACCAGACGGAGGUUGUUUUGGCGCUUUCUAUGAUCACCAAAGCUGGUGUAAAUGCCAACAAGGUUUUCGUGGGAGAAUCCAGUUAUGGACGAUCUUUUCGAAUGUCCAAUGCGGGAUGCACAGGGCCAGACUGCACAUUUACAGGCGCCAAUGGUCAAUCUAAUGCCGCAAAGGGAAGAUGUACAAACGCUAGCGGAUACCUUUCUAAUGCCGAGAUCAGCGAGAUUAUUUCCAAGUCAUCGAAGUCGAAAAGGACAUGGUUCGACAAGGACACAGCCUCAGAUUAUCUGGUAUACAAUGACGUUGAGUGGGUGGCCUACAUGUCCGAUAAAACAAAGGAAAUCCGCCGUGACAAAUGGAAGAAGCUAAACUUUGGCGGAUCAGUCGACUGGGCAGUUGACUUGCAAGAAUUUAACGUGGCAGACACCGUCGGCCCGCAUGGACAGUAUAAUAAUGCCUCUUGCAUACAAGUUUUUGAUAACAUGAUAUGGGAUUGGCUCAACCCGUCUAUUGAAGCAGUCGCAGGAUGCACGAAUAUUCUCCAACCAUCACCUCUCCCGACUGCAGUAACCCUUACAGCAUAUACGACAAUUACUCUACAAUUGGGAACCUCGUUAAGCACGACGGUAGUAUCUGCGUCCUUCUCCAUCUCAGAGGUCAGCUAUCAGCCAUUUACCUUUAAUGAAUCACACAUCAGUACAUUUAGUUCCGGACAAAUGCUCACGUAUAAUCCCACUCCCCGGAUAACGCCCAAUCCCGUUACAAUCGGCAUACCUACCGGUUGGACUGUCACAGGAGUAGGAAAAGCUACUGGAGGAAAUGCUUUAAAAGAACCUUCUGUGUCAAUUAUAGGACUUCCACAAAUGACUAGUACCAGUUCAUCUGACCACGGAAUUGGAUUCUUACUGCCUAUUACCUGGCUCCCAACUGUCAGCUACAAAAUUCCGUCGAUUCUCACUCCAAAGCCACCAGCUCCUACUGAGCUCCCAGAUGAUGACGAGCACCCAAUUAUCAAUGCUCCUACACCUCCAGGUGUUGUUGACUGCAAAGAUAACUCGUGUACCAAAGGCCAAGACUGUGAUAAUGACAAGUGCUUGCAGGGAGGAGAUUGUUACGGGGAAUCGUGUGUGUCCGCCGGAAAAUGCAAAGGUAAGAAAUGCAUCCGCGGAGGAAAUUGCGUCGGUUUCCAUUGUCAGCAAGGAGGUAUUUGUGAAGGAGAAGCGUGUGAAAAGGGGGGCGGUUGCUCGAAGAAGGGCUCCGGAAACUGCAACUCCGGGGAGUGCAGAGGUAAAGGCUGUUUCCCUCGGUCCAAGUGCUCCGGCGCACAAUGCGAAAGGGUUACCAUCAAGCCUCUUCCCCGUCCAAAAGGCACUCCAGUGAGACUCCCAAGGCCGACUUGCCUCUUUGGAUGUCCGAAACUCCCGGAUUGUCCCUUUUGGGAUCUCUCCUGCAACGCGCCAUGCGGCCUGAUUGGUUGUCCUCCGGGUCGGCAACCAACAGCAAAGGCCUGCACAACUUUGCAAACGGGUAGAGAUUGCACAGAAUUCAUCAGUAGCACACAAGUGCAGACGAAACCAACCACUUCCUGGUCGACUACUACUCGAACUCGAUGCGAGAAUGUGGUUGAUUGCGAAGUUACCGACAUGACUUUCACGACAACUAUAAAAUCAUCAACAGAAGAGCCAGAUCCAACGUAUAUCGCAAAGAUCAUAGAGUAUGAAGGCAUGAAACUGAUGAAGGAUAAAGAUCUUUUAGCCUCUAUCGGUAAAGAUGAAGACGAGUUUUUCUCUUUGCUCGAAUCGCCCACAACAACCACCUUGGAAAUAUCAACCACCUCGGAAAUUACCUCGACUCCUUCAGAAGAAGCCUCUUCAGAGCCUACUCAAACGCCAGAAGUCACAUGCGGGAUUGCGCUUUACCCCCCGCUCAUGUGGCGAUUAGACAUCAUUGACAUGACAGGCAGUUGGGUCUGGGACGAUGAAGGUAAAAAUCUGCAGAGCGAAAUCAAAGGCUGCGGUGCAAUGACUGGAUGGGAAUGGUUCAAGAGAAAAGACGGGACGCGCGAGUGCCGCUUUAACCUACCGCUGAUUAUAAAGGAAGGGUGCGUAGAGAGGGCGAUAGCCUCCGCAGGUGGUCCGGACAUAGACUGUAUUUUCGCUUUCGGCUGA